AUGGAAGAUGGCAGUGAGUCCAGCACAGCUGCCGAUCCACCGAGCCUAGUACCACAGGCUCUAUCGACACCUAUUCAGGAUCGUGAGGUCUCAUCUUCCCAACAUCCAUGUGAGAGUCAACCAUCUUUCAGUAUCGAAGGAGAUGACGAUGGUGGCGAUAAUGGCGAUCCUGUUGGUCCUAGUAAAAGCAAUAGCACUUUUAACUUUGACAAUAACCAGUUAGUUGGAUCUAUUGACAAAAUUACCAUAACUGAAGGCAAUCGAAAAACCUCCGCCUUACUCGAGCCCGCAGAACAGACUCAUUUUUCCAAAAAAGUGGAAUACGUCAACCCAGAUGUAAUCACCUUAGAACAAUCACCAGCGACAUCACCAUUACCGCAGCCACAGCAUCAUUCGCGUAGUCGUAGUGUGAGCACCACUGCGAGCAAGUCUAUUGGCUACUUAAGUAUCUUUGGCCAACCUGGCUACGGAACGAGACUGCCUCGCAACAUGCGACCGUGGGCCGUCGCUCCUACCUCCGCCUCCGUCUCCUCUAUCACCGCUGCUGCUGCUGCUGCUUCAGAUACUAUUUCCGCGCCUGAUGACUCCAGCAUCUCUGCUGACGAUGCCGAUGAGGUUUUGAGAGUUAUGGAUGUAACUCAGACCUCACUGCAGUCUUCAACCCCCUCGUCGUCAUGGUUGCAGCUACUACAGCGCCACCUUCCAGCCUCUACGAUGUCGCCAACGCCAUCUCGACGUUUUGAGACCAGCGACACUCCGCGUGGUUCCAUCGCAUCCAUUGAAGAGGGCGUCGCAAACACUUCCGCUGCCACAUCUUCUCUCGCCUCCUCCUUCGACUCUCAGCUUGCUGUGCUGUCCUACCAGCCUCCCUCGUGGCAUGCCAUAGCGGGACCGCUGGCUGUGGGACCUGUGGGUGAUCGUGUGUGCCUGGCAAAUCCACUAGUGAUGAAACCCCCUCCAUCAUCACUUCGGCUCCCCACUACUGCUCCCUCCUCCGCUGCUAUGAGGCGACGUCGUUCGCGUUCGUCCUCACUUGCCGCAGCACGUCGUGAAGGUGGUCUUAAGCAAUCACCCUCGGCGUCCUUCCCCCUUCUUAACCUCACUUCCGGGGAGUCGGUGAAAGCUCAUGCUCGCUCAGAAUCACCAAGGUCUUUGAAACCACCUCCACCACUACGGAGGCCUCCCUCUUCGGCCGCAAGGUCAUCUGCAGGACCUGCAAUAGCGUCUCGUGUGCAGCAGCUUCGAGUCAUCUUCACUACCUGCACCCCUUGUGGGGAAUGCUCACGUCUCUUCUAUGACGAGGAGAUAAUGGCGAUGUGGGUAGCGGCGGGGGAUCCACCGUUCGCUGGGCUCUCCUGUAGCGUUUGUGGUAGUUCCCUUGUGCCCAGACUCACAGUGCGCACCGUUGCCAUCUUCGAGCUCACUAAUCCCACCAGCACUGUCUCUACUCCUCUUUCGCAUGGUCUCAUUGAGCAGUCGGUUCCUUUCCUUAGUCCUCUGGUUUUGCGCCGUCAGCUAGAGGCCGUGGUCAAUAGCGGUGGAGGAGUUGGAAGUGGGAACAACAAAGGCUGUGUGGAGAGCAUGGCAGUUCAGGCGCUCUCAUCAGCCGGUUUGCUGGGUCAUCGACGUGGCAGGGUACUGCUAUGGAACCUGGUAUACUUAUUGCAUCGCGCUGGCCUGCCAACCCACCUAUUAGAUGCUUACCCUGCCUGGCUUAUGGAUGCUCAGGCCGAGGCACGUCUGUUGGGUGGGGGGCGGCGCGUCCUUCUUGGUGGUUCUCUCACCAUCGCUCGCGCUCUCUCGGAGGUGGUCUUAAGUCCUGAUUUGCCGGUGUGUUUGGUGGCGAGAUGGGACCCCUUUCCACGCAAGACUAUCACAGGUAGAGAAGCGCCGAUGCUUUACCGUCUGUGGGAUAGUAUUCACCCCGCCAACUACCGUAAGCGUAACUUUGCCAGUCGUGACUUUACUGACUUUUUUCAUGAUAGACUUGCUCUAUUACUGAAGCACUUGAAGUCGACUAUCGGGAUUGCGUGCCUUGAAAAUUUUGAUCCUGCCUUUUUCAAAUGUGCCUUCAAGUUGCUUUUUGGGCAUGUGAGUCCUUCUAGUAGUGUGGCUGAUCUGACAGCAUCACCGGGUAGAGGAGAAGAGCGACAGGAAUGUGCGCUGGAGGAGGUCGUGCGAAUGGCAGGUGAUGCACUGACAUACGAGAAUGUCGGCGCGGCUGUUUCCGCCAUUCGCUCUCUCAAACGCACGGCCAUCCAUUCCGUCCACCGAGAGUUGCUCCUUCUCUAUGCACGCAUCCAUGGCACAUCUUGGCAACAACUAAACAAAUUUGACGCGGGUUACAUAGCUUACCUGUUCGAUGAGAUGCGACAAGCGGGUACACAACAGCAGGAUCAGCUGCAGCGGUGGCGCACAAAUGACGAACUGCCUCCCUCAGCCACUGUGAUGGCGUGCCGAUGCAUCUUCAGGAACCUUGCACUUACCUAG
Molecule: messenger RNA, 2490 nt
Organism: Hydatigera taeniaeformis
Lineage: Eukaryota; Metazoa; Platyhelminthes; Cestoda; Cyclophyllidea; Taeniidae
Source: the annotation of a GenBank genome assembly